CGGUGAUUGCUUAAAAUCGUUCUAGCUAAACCGAUUUGAUAUAAACAACACAGACUUAGCAGAGUUGUUUCUCCGGCGGCAAGUAAUCGUCACCAAUGUCAAACAUCGUGGUUCUAGACAACGGCGGCGGUCUAAUCAAAGCCGGACAAGGUGGCGAGCGUGAUCCCACCACCGUAAUCCCGAACUGUCUCUACAAACCUCUCUCCUCCAAGAAAUUCCUCCACCCAUCACCACUCACCACUCUCUCCGACGAAAUCGACCUCACCUCCGCCGCCGUACGCCGCCCAAUCGACCGUGGCUACCUCAUAAACUCCGACCUACAACGCGAAAUAUGGUCACACCUAUUCACUUCUCUCCUCCACAUCACUCCUUCCUCCUCCUCUCUCCUCCUCACCGAAGCACCACUCUCAAUCCCUUCCGUUCAACGAACCACCGACGAGCUCGUCUUCGAAGAUUUCGGAUUCUCUUCUCUCUAUGUAGCUCAUCCUCAAUCUCUUGUUCAUCUCUAUGAAGCUAGUCGUCAGCCUGAUUCAAUCCUCUCAAAGACUCAGUGUAGUCUCGUUGUUGAUUGUGGUUUCUCCUUCACUCACGCUGUUCCUGUUCUUCACAAUUUCACUCUUAAUCACGCCAUUAAGAGGAUUGAUUUAGGAGGAAAAGCUUUUACUAAUUACUUGAAGGAAUUGGUGUCUUAUAGAUCUAUCAAUGUUAUGGAUGAAACGUUUUUAGUUGAUGAUGCUAAGGAGAAGCUUUGUUUUGUUUCACUUGAUCUUCUUCGCGAUCUCCGCCUUGCUCGAAAUGGAAACAAUCUUAUCAAGUCUACUUAUGUUCUUCCUGAUGGUGUUACACAUACCAAAGGUUAUGUUAAAGACCCUCAAGCUGCUAAGAGGUUUCUUAGUUUGUCAGAGAAAGAGCAUGUGGUGAUGGAUAAGGUUGGGGAGAGGAGGAAGGCUGACAUGAACAAAAACGAGAUCGACUUAACGAAUGAGCGUUUUCUUGUACCUGAGACGUUAUUCCAGCCUGCAGAUUUAGGGAUGAAUCAGGCGGGACUUGCAGAAUGCAUUGUCCGAGCUAUAAACUCAUGCCAUUCUUGCUUGCAACCAGUUUUGUAUCAAAGCAUCAUCUUAACUGGUGGAAGCACAUUAUUUCGACAACUUAAGGAGAGACUAGAAGGAGAGCUGCGACCACUUGUCCCCGAUCACUUUGAUGUGAAGAUAACAACUCAGGAGGACCCCAUACUAGGUGUAUGGAGAGGUGGUUCACUUUUGGCUUCGAGCCCAGAUUUUGAGUCAAUGUGUGUCACCAAGGCUGAGUACGAAGAGCUUGGAUCAGCUCGGUGUCGUAGAAGAUUCUUUCAUUGAGGCUAACCAAAACAAUAUCAAAUGAGUUGGUUGUAAGUUGUAACUCUUCACAUUAUGUGUCGCAUAUCGUAAUGCAUGCAUGUAUUGUAUUUU
Molecule: messenger RNA, 1451 nt
Organism: Arabidopsis arenosa
Lineage: Eukaryota; Viridiplantae; Streptophyta; Magnoliopsida; Brassicales; Brassicaceae
Source: the annotation of a GenBank genome assembly